This is a messenger RNA of Symbiodinium sp. CCMP2456, 597 nucleotides long. Lineage: Eukaryota; Dinophyceae; Suessiales; Symbiodiniaceae. The record is from the annotation of a GenBank genome assembly.
AUGUCUGGUGGCAUCUUUAUGCGCGCGAUGGGUGCCAUCGUUGCGAAGAAGGACGACGACGACGGAGCCAGGCCGGAGAAUGAACCGUCCAAGCCGAGUCGACCGCCUCGAGUACCGAACAAUGUGGCAAGCCGCACGUUGAGCCAGCUGGGCGUGCUUGCGGGCGAGCGACGAAAAGCCAAGGUACUGUUGAAGGAAGCUCCGAGAGGGCCCGUCAAGAAGGAGGAUGAUUUUGACGACGAGGAUGAAGACAAGGAUGUCGAUGAGGAGGAUGUUGACGAGGCAGAAGAGGCCAGCGAAGCUGAAAAGGAAGCUGAGGAGGAGGAGGACAUGGAGGACGAGGAGGAAGAAGUCGCAGAGCCCAAGCGGCGAGGCCAGGAGCGAGAAGAGGAUGAUCACUACAGCAGCAGGCGUCCUCCAGAGCCCCGUGGCAUGCACGCGGAUCGUUUGGAUCGGCGCGACGAGCGUCCAGCUCGGCACCAUGCCUCGCCGCGGCGCGAGAGGCGUGAAGCUGAUGGUCGCGGGGCAAGAUCCUCAAAAGGGUCUGGAACGGACGUUCGCGGCUGGCAGAGCAUCGGCGCGAUUCGAGCGCUCUAA